Molecule: messenger RNA, 1578 nt
Organism: Recurvomyces mirabilis
Lineage: Eukaryota; Fungi; Ascomycota; Dothideomycetes; Mycosphaerellales; Teratosphaeriaceae
Exons: 1
Coding region: 1-1578 (525 amino acids)
Biological process (GO): protein folding in endoplasmic reticulum
Cellular component (GO): endoplasmic reticulum
Molecular function (GO): misfolded protein binding; protein-folding chaperone binding
Source: RefSeq, a predicted model, not a curated record
AUGAUACUAAGAUCUCUAGCGCUGGCGCUCUGCCUAUCCAGCGUGCCCUACGCCACAGCACUCUCCACCUCUGAUAUCCCUUCAGACACACCUGUAUCACAGCUCAUCUCGAGCGCGAACGCAAACCUCGCACAAGGCAAUGCACAAGAUGCAUUGACUUACUUCGACCUUGCGAUCCAGAAGGACCCCAGCAACUACCUAACCAUCUUCAAGCGUGGAGCCACAUACCUAUCCCUUGGUCGCAAUGUGCAGGCCAGUCGAGACUUUGACCAAGUGCUUACGCUCAAGCCUGGGUUUGAGGGGGCAUUGACGCAGCGUGCCAAGAUCAAGAGUCGCAAUGCGGACUGGGCAGGUGCGAGGCAGGACUAUGUGACGGCGGGCAAGACUGAGUCGCAAGAACUGGCCGACCUGGAUGAGGCCGAGGGUGCUGCGAAAUUGGCAGCAGAUGCCGAGAAGGCAGGUGAUUGGGAGACAUGUGUGGCACAAGCUGGGACCGCCAUCUUUAUUGCGGGAACAGCACUGGAGCUACGGCAGCGAAGAGCUAGAUGCAGAUUCGAGAAAGGCGAGGUGCUGGAGGGAGUGUCAGAUCUGAAUCAUGUGCUGCAGAUCAACACGGGCUUGACGGAGCCACAUCUCCAGAUCGCAGCCAUGACGUUCUAUUCGAUGGGCGAGACAGAUAAGGGCCUCACAGCGAUCUCGAAGUGUCUACACAAUGAUCCGGACAACAAGGCAUGUGCCAAGCUUCGCAAGUCACAAAAGGCCAUCGAUCGGACGCUCAAAAAGUUCAACCAGCUGUUCGAGAAGCGCCAGUAUGCUUCAGCGGUGAAGUUGCUAGUUCCGCAGGCUGAGGAUCCUGGUCUACUCCAAGAGGUGAAGGACGAUGUCAAGGCCUGGAGAGACACAGGCUACAUCCACGCUAAAGCUGGUGAUGGUCUUUAUGCUAGUCUGAUCGAGAAAACAUGCGAGGCCUACACAGAGAUGAACAACGCGAAGAAAGCCCAAGACUACUGCGAAGAAGCACUCCAACAUAACCCAACAUGUCUCCCAGCUCUGAUAAGCAAAGCACAACGCCUCAUCGACGCCGACGAAUUCGACCAAGCAAUUGCUCAACUCAACACCGCCAAGGACGCCCACGGCAUGACGCAGAAACUGCAAGAACUCCUCCAAAAAGCACAAACUCUACUCAAACGCUCCAAGCAAAAGGACUACUACAAAGUCUUAGGCGUCACCCGCGAUGCCGACGAACGCGACAUCAAGAAAGCUUGGAGGAAACUUUCUAUCGCACAUCACCCAGACAAAGCGGCGAAGAACGGUAUCCCGGCCGAGGAGGCCCAGAAGAAAAUGGCGAGUAUCAAUGAGGCGUACGAGGUUCUCUCGGAUUCGGAGUUGAAGGCGAGGUUCGAUAGGGGUGAGGAUCCGAAUGACCCUAUGGCUGGACAGCAGCCUUUCACUGGUUCACCAUUCGGACAGGGUCCUGGUGGGCAACCGGUGUUCUUCCAGCAGAGGCAUGGUGGUGGUGGUGGAGGCGGGAGUUUCAAGUUCCAGGGUGGGUUUCCUGGUGGGUUUCCAUUUGGUUGA